Miscanthus lutarioriparius is the source of this 408-nucleotide messenger RNA. NCBI's taxonomy places the organism in Eukaryota, Viridiplantae, Streptophyta, Magnoliopsida, Poales, Poaceae. The record is from the annotation of a GenBank genome assembly.
AUGGUUUCACGGUCUCUGAUUCUGAUGGCAAUGCUCUUCUUCGCAGUGGCUGCCACGGGGGCGGUGCUGGACCUGGACGACUUGAAGCUGCUGGAGCAGUUCAAGGCGGCCGUGCCAAACGUCACGGCACUCACUGGCUGGAACAGCAGCCGCGGUGCUUGUAGCUUCCCCGGUGUCCAGUGCAAGAACGACAGGGUCACGUCAGUGUCCCUCGCUGGUGUCAUGCUCAACACCAAUUUUAGUGCUGUGGCAAGUACCCUGCUGCAGCUGAGGAGCGUGGAGUCGAUAACAAUCCGUGAUGCCAACAUUUUUGGCGUGCUGAGGGUGGUGGAGUGCGGGGAGAAGUUGUCUUUGAUAGCGCUGAUAGAACCUCUAGAUGUUGAUCUAGUGGGUAAAUUCUUGGUUUAG